Molecule: messenger RNA, 1455 nt
Organism: Vicugna pacos (alpaca)
Lineage: Eukaryota; Metazoa; Chordata; Mammalia; Artiodactyla; Camelidae
Gene: HAAO
Product: 3-hydroxyanthranilate 3,4-dioxygenase
Biological process (GO): 'de novo' NAD+ biosynthetic process from L-tryptophan; quinolinate metabolic process
Cellular component (GO): cytoplasm
Molecular function (GO): iron ion binding; 3-hydroxyanthranilate 3,4-dioxygenase activity
Source: RefSeq, a predicted model, not a curated record
CCCUUACAGGAUUUCUUUGGAGUCUUCCUGGGGCCCAGGCGGAAAGUGGGACAAGGGGCCAGGAAGGUUCUCGAUCCCGUGCCUUGCGCUCGGAACCGCCGCCCCACUCGGGCGCCGCGGAGAGGGGGAUGGCUCCGGACCGAAGUCCGCGAGGGGCUGCCGCGCGGCCGGGGGUAUUGCCCCGCCCUUUGACCCCAGUUGCUGAUUUACCCGGCGGCCAAUAGGCGGCUGGGCCGGGUCGCGCCGCUCCGACGGCGCAGAGGACACAGCUCCAGAGCUCGGCUCCCGGGCAGCGAUGGAGCAUCCGGUGAGAGUGAAGGCUUGGGUGGAGGAGAACCGGGCCUCUUUCCUGCCCCCGGUCUGCAACAAGCUCCUGCACCAGAAGCAGCUCAAAAUCAUGUUUGUGGGGGGCCCCAAUACCAGGAAGGACUACCACAUCGAGGAGGGUGAGGAGGUGUUUUACCAGCUGGAGGGUGACAUGCUUCUCCGAGUCCUGGAGCGAGGGAAACACCGGGAUGUGGUCAUUCGGCAGGGAGAGAUCUUCCUCCUGCCUGCUGGGGUCCCCCACUCUCCACAGCGGUUUGCCAACACCAUGGGGCUGGUGAUUGAGCGGAGGCGGCUGAAAACAGAACUAGAUGGGCUCAGGUACUACGUGGGGGACACCACGGACGUCCUGUUUGAAAAGUGGUUUUACUGCGAGGACCUUGGCACACAGUUGGCCCCCAUCAUCCAGGAGUUCUUCAGCUCUGAGCAGCACAGAACAGGGAAGCCCAAGCCUGACCAGCUGCUCAAGGAACCACCAUUCCCCCUGAGUACACGGUCCAUCAUGGAGCCCAUGUCCCUGGAGGCCUGGCUGGAUGGCCACCGCAAGGAGCUGCAGGCAGGCACACCGCUCAGCCUGUUUGGGGACACCUAUGAGACCCAGGUGACCGUCCACGGACAAGGCAGCAGCAAAGGCUCGAGACAGGACGUGGACAUAUGGCUGUGGCAGCUGGAGGGCUCCUCGGUGUUGAUGAUGGAAGGAAAGCGCCUGAGCCUGAACGCUGAUGACAGCUUCCUGGUGCCAGCCGGGACUGCGUACUCCUGGGAGCGAGGGCGAGGCUCCGCAGCACUCUCUGUGACCCAGGACCCCGCCCGCAAGAAGCCCCUAGGGUGACCCUCUUGCUGUGAGCCCAGAGCAGCCACCCUGGCCUGAGCACCACCCCUGCCAAAUAACUCCCCCCCACCUCAUUGCUUCUAUGUGUACUGCUGCCAAGUGACUCAGCGUGCCCUGGGCUGGGCCCUGAACAUCAGUGCCACCCAUCCAUCUCCUGUCCUCUCGGCCAGGAUGCCAGGUUGCUGGGGACAGUAACUCCCCUUCUCUCCUAACAGCCCUCUGUACAGUUCAGCCAGGCUGCCUCUCCAGCCCUCUGUCCCUGCCGCCAAGAAGGCCCUCAAUAAAGGCUUCCUGGUGGA